AACGUACAUUCUUAAUUCUCUCAGGAUUUUAGCCAAGAAAUAUUCCUCAAAAACCAAAUCAUAUAUUUUCUCUUGUGAUCAGCAAGUCCUAAAGUUUAGUUUGUAGACUAAACUCUCAAAAAGAAAUGGGUAUAUUUGCUGGAUUUGGUAGCAGGAUCAACCAGAACAAUGAAGAGCCUCGUAAGGCCGAGCCAAACAGAUCUGAAAAUGUUGAAUCUAAGUCCGAGUCAGAAACGGAUGAUGACAAUGACCAAGAUAAGAUGAAGAAAUACUAUGACGAAGAUGAGGUGGAGAGACAAGCUCAACUUUGGAUAGAUGCAGAAAAGAAGCAUAUAUGGCAUGAUGCCCCUCCAAAGGUGAAGGUGACAACAAAAAAAGGUCUUUGCCAUAUGAAGAUAGAUUUGACAGUGGGAUUUCCUCCUGAUAAAGUCUUCGGAAUAAUCACUGCCGGAUCAUUUUUUCUCAACCCACCUCUGACAAGCAACUCAAGAAAAGUUUUGAGGGAGGAUGGACCGAGGCAAAUCGCGAAGGUGGUGAAAACCGUGGACUGGGAAUUCCUUGGGUCGUCUUUCGAUAUCCCUAUAAGUCUAAUCGUCGAUGAAAACAGGAAAGAUCUUAUAACAAAAUAUAAGAAAAAGAGAAUGAUGAUGAUGAAAGUGUUCAAAGGUAGCUAUAAAGUGGAACCACUAUACGUAGAUUCAGAACGCUUAUGCAAACAGAUGGAGCCGAAGAGUCCGGAAGAAUACAAAAGAUGUAGCCGUGGACAAGGAAGGAUUGCCUCGAAGGUGAUAUUGAACCAAUACUUUCAGCCAUAUCCUCCUUUUAAUCUGCCGCCGUUAUCUAAGUACAUUCGUGAUGUUACCAUCAAGAACACUGUAACUGCGCUUAAAACACUUCAAAGUUGGGGUAUAAACUUUCGAAGUCCUGGUAUAGUGACUUCAAUGGACGAAAAUGGAAACGUGAUAAGAUCAUCACCAAAAAAAAAGGAAAAACAAACAAACGUUGAAAGCACUUAGACCAGUUAAAUGAAUGCUAUGUUGUAAGUUGUAAAAACCCAUUUAUUAUAGUCUUCUACUCGUUUCAUUUUAACAAAGAAAACUCUAGUCGA
Molecule: messenger RNA, 1108 nt
Organism: Camelina sativa (false flax)
Lineage: Eukaryota; Viridiplantae; Streptophyta; Magnoliopsida; Brassicales; Brassicaceae
Source: RefSeq, a predicted model, not a curated record